UAAAAUAUACCAACAAAUACUGAGACCGACAACAAACAUGAUAAAAGGAGAAGAGAUGGGUAACCAUUACUGGGAACAGGACUCCCGGUUCCGAUGCGUCAAAAUCACCUUGAUAGUGAUUCACACGUUGGCCAUUAUAUUUCUGGUCAUCGCCACUGUCCUAUUCUUUGCCGCACUAAACGUGGUAAUGGACGCCGAAAAAAGUAAGUCACCGGCGUAUGAUGUAGACCAAGAUGACAUUAACAACGAAGGCCCGACACUACCGCCUGAGGCAACAAUGAAAAUGGUUGGCGCGUUUAUGGGCGUAUUCCUGGCCGUGUGUCUGAUCCUCGAGAUCAUUGGGCUAAUAGGCAUUAUCAAGGAGAACAAAACAACCGUGUUUGUUUACGCGGCGCUGGGAAUUAUUGGCACUAUUAAUAACCUGGUGAACGGCAUUAUGACCGGCCUAUUCAGCGCCGUUACCGUCGGUCUGACCGCAUAUUAUGGUUAUAUGAUUGUCAAACGCGAACGCGGAAUGGUUUAAACCGUCCGUAAUUUUUAAUUAUAUUAUAUUUCAAUAGUUUAGAUGCUUUCAUAUAUUGUACUGCUAUAGUUGAUUGUGG
Molecule: messenger RNA, 602 nt
Organism: Medioppia subpectinata
Lineage: Eukaryota; Metazoa; Arthropoda; Arachnida; Sarcoptiformes; Oppiidae
Source: the annotation of a GenBank genome assembly